Lactuca saligna is the source of this 753-nucleotide messenger RNA. The record is from the annotation of a GenBank genome assembly. NCBI's taxonomy places the organism in Eukaryota, Viridiplantae, Streptophyta, Magnoliopsida, Asterales, Asteraceae.
AUGCAUGAAUCGAUUACCACUCUAUUUUCUUCUCAAUCCACUGAGGCUGAGAGAAUGAUUCAUGUUGAAGAACCUGAUGAUGAUGAGAUCAUGGUGUCCUUUGUUGAUCGUCAAUUCGAUCCUGAGGAGGAGAAUGUUCCUGAUAACUUAAUCAUGUCAGUGACAAAACUGAAGGAAUAUGUGGAUCUUAAAUUUGAUGAACUCAAACCUAAGUUGUCAAAAGAAGUUCAGAAAAUGGAGAACAACUAUACUUUGUUUCAUAGCAAAGUCGAUGUCAUUACGACUGCUAUCACUAAGUUGGUUGAGUUUAACAAUGAGUAUUUGAACAAUCAGAAAAGGAUUCUCAGGUGUUUGAAAAGAUGGAAGAUUUUUUAUCCAGGGAAAGAGAAAGGAUUUGGAGGAUUUGGUUCUUCAAAAGACCAUGAGAAAUGGGUUGUAGUUGGGAAAGUGAGUUCGACACAAAUUCUGACUUCACUUCCCAUAUCAUUAACCACAACUUCUACAACUACAAGAGCACUGAUGAAUGGAAUUUCAAUAAACGAAGGAGUUGGAGGUUUGAGUUCAAGUUCAAUUCCACCAAAUUUUAAUAAUGGUCCAAGUAAUAAAGGAAAAGCUAUUUAUGUAGUUCCAUUAGAAGAAGAGAAGAAAAAGCAACAAGCUCUUGACAUUGAGAAGCAAAGGCUAAAAAACAGUAUAUUGAGGCGAAGAGAUAAUGACCCACCUAGCUUGUAUAAGGGUGUUACUAACAAGUAG